This is a messenger RNA of Komagataella phaffii GS115, 582 nucleotides long. RefSeq lists its product as hypothetical. The transcript has a single exon. The record is from RefSeq and is a predicted model, not a curated record. The coding region runs from base 1 to 582 and encodes 193 amino acids. NCBI's taxonomy places the organism in Eukaryota, Fungi, Ascomycota, Pichiomycetes, Pichiales, Pichiaceae.
AUGUUUUAUCAAGAUUCAAUACAAUCUGAUGACAAGGAAACUCUGAGAACGAGUCCUUUGUUAUACCAAUUCAAUGAUGUGAAGAAAGUGUUUGAUGACAUCAAGAUUUCUUCCAAAAAUCUUUUUAAGAUUUACGCCUCUAAAGAUAGUGAAACUUUCUACGACGUCUGGAGAAUCAAUGGGGAUGUGCCCGAACGUUCAAACACAUUCUAUUCACAGUUCCCUAGGAAGCCAUCCAAUCUAGAUACAGAGCAUCAUUACGAGUACGUCCAUCUGAACCAUUAUUACAUAGGGCGAUGGUUGCCUGAUUGGGUUUUGACGCUACUAUUUCCUAUGAAUAGUGGAGUCAAGCUGACGGGAAAAGGCGUUCCCACUCGUAACGAAUGUGUCAAAUGCCAAAGUCUCAAUGGUAGGUUGACGUGGGAUAAGUCUGGUAACUGGUCCUGCGUCGAUGACACUUUUGUUAACAAUGGUGAAUUUUUUGAAUCUUACAGAGAGUUUCUUCGGUGGAGGGGAAAUCAUGAGAAAGAGGGCGUAUAUGAGCAUCAAACGGUGCCGUAUACUUUUAUAAUACGGACAUGA